Molecule: messenger RNA, 339 nt
Organism: Macrosiphum euphorbiae (potato aphid)
Lineage: Eukaryota; Metazoa; Arthropoda; Insecta; Hemiptera; Aphididae
Source: the annotation of a GenBank genome assembly
AUGAUGAGAAAAUUAAUAAAAAAUGUGAGUGUUAUUACGAAAUAUUAUAGAACAUCUGCUAUAAGUAAUAUGAAGAGUUGUGAAGAUAUUAAAAAAUUCAAAAUUAUUUUUGAUAAAAGAAAAGAAUAUAUACAAAUACAAUUAAUGAAGACUCAGUCAGUCGAAUGUAAUGAUAUGUGCAUUGAAAUUAAUAAAUUGGAAUCUAGACUAAGGGAAAAAUAUGUGUUCAGUAAAGAUGAAGAUCAAACAAUGUUUCCCGAAAUCAAAUUUGAAGAACCUAAGAUAAUUAUUAUUAUAAGAACCCACUUGAAUAGAGACCGAAAAGACAAAAAUACAUAA